CCCUCUCAGUCUCUCUCUCCCCCUCAGGUCUUCCCCCUCAGGUCUCUCCCCCCUCAGUCUCUCUCUCCCCCCUCAGUCUCUCUCUCCCCCCUCAGUCUCUCUCUCCCCCCUCAGUCUCUCCCCCCUCAGUCCUAUGGCCCUGCCCCGGCUCCUGCCCCGACUCCUGCCCCGGGCCCUGCCCCGGGCCCUGCACCGGGCGGCACCGGCAGCUCCAGACUUCAACAGCUUUGUCACUCGGACCAACACUUGUGGGGAGCUGCGUUCUGCUCAUGUGGGGCAAGAGGUCACACUGUAUGGAUGGAUUCAGUAUCAAAGACAAGGCCUGUUCCUGGUUUUGAGGGAUUUCCAGGGACUGACCCAGAUCAUCAUUCCCCAGGAUGAGGCACAUUCCCAUGUGAAGAAGCUCUUGUCUAAUGCCCCAGUGGAGUCCGUUGUGCGAGUGACUGGAGUUGUGUCCCCUCGGCCCCCAGGGCAGGAGAAUCCGAAAAUGCCUACAGGGGAUAUUGAAGUGAAGGCAGAGACUGCAGAGAUCCUAAACUCUUGCAAGAAGCUACCUUUUGAAAUCAAGGAUUUUAUCAAGAAAUCAGAGGCCUUACGGAUGCAGUAUCGCUACUUGGACUUGAGAAGCUUCCAGCUGCAGCACAACCUGAGGCUGAGGUCACAGAUGGUGAUGAGGAUGAGGGAAUAUCUGUGUAACCUCCAUGGGUUUGUGGAUGUGGAAACUCCCACCCUCUUCAAGAGAACCCCAGGGGGAGCAAAAGAAUUCCUUGUGCCCUCGAGGGAAACAGGCAAGUUCUACUCUCUGCCUCAGAGUCCUCAGCAGUUCAAGCAGCUCCUCAUGGUUGGAGGCCUGGACAGGUACUUCCAGGUUGCUCGCUGCUACCGAGAUGAAGGUUCCCGGCCUGACAGGCAGCCUGAAUUCACCCAGAUAGAUAUAGAGAUGUCAUUUGUAGAUCAAGGUGGGAUCCAGAGACUCAUAGAGGGCCUCCUGCAAUAUUCGUGGCCUGAGGGAAGAGGCUCUAUUACAACUCCCUUCCCUUCCAUGACAUAUGAGGAGGCACUGGCUGAGUAUGGGAGUGAUAAACCAGACACUCGUUUUGGGAUGAAGAUAGUGGAUAUUGGUGACUUGCUAAGAAGGUCAGACAUCCAGUUUGUGCAGAAGGCACUCAGUUACCCACGUGGUGCUGUCAAGGCCUUUUGUAUCCCUCAGGGAGUGAGAUAUCUUAAAAAUAAAGAUUUGGAGUCCUUAAAGGAGUCUGCAAAAUCCCAGUUUAACCAGGAAAUCAUGGAAAUUACCUGCAGACCUGAUGGAAGCUUGAAGUCUCUGCUUACAAAGUUUCUUGGUGAGAAGCAGCAGUCUGAGCUCAUCCAAGCACUGAACAUGCAGGUGGAUGAUGUGGUGCUGCUGGCAGCUGGUGAACACAAGCAAGUGUGCUCUGCUUUAGGAAGCCUGAGGUUGGAGAGUGCUGAUCUCCUUGAGGCAGCUGGGCUGGUACUUCGUGAUCCUGCAGCUUUUCACUUCCUGUGGGUGGUGGAUUUCCCCCUUUUCCUUCCAAGGGAAGAAAAUCCCACUCAACUGGAAUCUGCUCAUCACCCCUUCACUGCCCCUCAUCCUUCAGAUACCAGCCUCCUCUAUUCAGAUCCUGCAAAGGCCCGUAGCCAACACUAUGACCUUGUGCUGAAUGGCAGUGAAGUUGGAGGUGGCUCCAUCAGAAUUCAUAGUGCAGAACUGCAGCGUUUUGUGCUGGAGAAUGUGCUGAAGGAGGAUUCUGAGGUGCUUUCCCACCUGCUUGAGGCUUUGGAGUUUGGAGCUCCACCUCAUGGAGGAAUCGCUUUAGGACUUGACAGGCUGAUCUCUCUCAUCGUUGACGCUCCGAGUAUCCGAGAUGUCAUUGCCUUUCCUAAAUCCUUCAGGGGACGGGACCUGAUGGGCAAUGCUCCAGACUAUGUCACUCCAGAAGAACUAGAGCCAUAUCACAUCCAGGUUUCCUGGCCACUUGCAGAAAAAGAGGCAAAACAAAACUGUCUUAAAGCCAGUGAUGUCUGCUGAUCUGUUUAACCAGAGGUAGUUACAGCCUCUUAAGUAGAAGAAUUCAGUUCAGGAAACAUCAGCUGUUAUGAGAGGGUGGGGGACACUGCAGCACCACUGUGCUGUGGCAGCUUCAGGACUGAAUGGACUCCCCAAGAGAAAUUCACCUUUGGAUUGGUAAUGGAAAGGAGGAGUAGAGAAGCAAAAGGAAAGAACAUAAUUUUAGCCUAGGAUAUUUAGAAUGUUGGCUUCGGGGUGUCAUGCUGGACUGGCGAUGGGAUCUCAUUUUUUUUCCAUGCCCUUUGUAAAUUAUUUCUCCUCCCAUUUCCAGGAGUUAGUAUGAGCUUCCCUGGCAGAUGGUUUGUAUUCCUGAUGAUCAUUGAAACUUCUAGCUGCGGACUGUUACAGAAGGGCAGUGCUGUGCAGGGCCAAGGUCUCUGGAUGCUUCACAGCAACACUUCAUGCAACCAGCAGCUUGUAGCAUGUUGGAGGAUACAAUAUUAUCCAGAACUUGCCAUGGGGGCUUUAAAGAGGGGAAGAGAAGUGUUUUUGUAAUUUGAAACAGUUGUGCUCAUAAUGCUCAUCAAAGAGGUGAUGAUCUGUCUUUGGGGCUUGUGGUCCUGGUGCUUUUCAGCACACUAAGUCUAAAGUUUGUGUGUUUGUAAAUAAAGUUUAUCUGGCAAAGUG
Messenger RNA from Apus apus (common swift), 2716 nucleotides. RefSeq names its product aspartyl-tRNA synthetase 2, mitochondrial (gene DARS2). The coding region runs from base 134 to 2050 and encodes 638 amino acids. Gene Ontology annotation, molecular function: aspartate-tRNA ligase activity; nucleic acid binding; ATP binding. Gene Ontology annotation, biological process: aspartyl-tRNA aminoacylation. The record is from RefSeq and is a predicted model, not a curated record. The transcript has 17 exons. Lineage: Eukaryota; Metazoa; Chordata; Aves; Apodiformes; Apodidae. Gene Ontology annotation, cellular component: cytoplasm; mitochondrion.